AGGCACAUGAUGGUUAUAUGAAACAAUGAAAUAAAGAAAGUGUCCCGGUAACCUCCUCUCAUUAUAAAAGUAAUAUUGUAACGCUGUAACGCUGUAACACUGUAACGCUGUUACAACGCUGCAAUGAAAAAGAACAAGAAGCGAGGAACUGGUGAAGCAAAGCCCAGCUCGCCCCCAGACGACAGUCCACAAGCAGUAAUCAUCAGUCUCCCUCGGAUCAUAGUCACGUUUCUAAUCGCGGGAGCGGCCAUCAUGUACCGGCUACAACCACUGUGGAAGGAGGACCCUCAUGUCAUGGAUCUGGCUCUGUGGAAUAGUACUGUGGGAACAGCGGGGGUAACACAGGUGCUGCCCUGCUCACCUGAUCAUAAGGUCGAGUACACUGGAUGCGAGGCAGUGAGGUGCGGGAGAAUGGUGUUAGAUCGCCUUGUCACUGCAGAGGAAGCAAAGCAACUCAUAACUAUUGCUGAGAAGGGAAUGGCACUGGGCGGUGGUUCUGGUGGGGCUACUAUACUAGAUCUACACAGUGGAGCUAUAUCUGUUGGAACAAAGUUCGCUGAUGUACGAUUGCUGGCUAACAAGAACGGUAUAACGGAGUUAUUUAGCUACGAAGAUCUUAAAUUGUACCGUUCUGUCAAGAAUCGAAUACAGUUGGAAAUAGAAAAGAAGUGGAAGAUAAAGACUGGAAAACUAAAGCUGACGAAACCAACUUUCUUUUCCCGGAUGACUGACAAGCCUCCAACCACAGUUCAUGAUGAAUACUGGCACGUUCACACUGACACAGAACAGUACGACAGAUUUCACUACACGUCCCUGCUCUACCUCAACACAUACACCACUGACUUUAUGGGGGGCAGGUUUAUGUUCGAUGCUCCUGGGUUCAACAACACCGUCCACCCUAAAGCAGGUCGGGUCAGUAUCUUCACAAGCGGAACAGAGAACCCUCAUCAUGUGGAGAGAGUUACCUCCGGAGUCCGGUACGCUAUAACCAUUCCCUUCACUUGUGAUCCGGAGUUCGCUAUUGGGGACCCCACCGUUCAGUUAAACUACCAUGAUGGGGGUACUCACCUUUAACCUUAAACUAUGCAGUAUCAGCCAUUUUUUAUUGAAAUAUUCGAGAUUUUCUUGAAUAAACUGUUUAAAUGGGGUGAACCCCCUCCCGGUGAUGAACCCCCCUCCCGGCACCCAGUGUUCAUUUGAACGAAUCCUUAUACCUCCCAGCUGAUCCUUUGCUUUGUACUUGACAUGGUCGGUGGUGUUUGUAAAUUUACAAUGUUAAAGCGAUUGUUUGUAUUUCUAGGAGAUGGAAAGGUACUUAUACUGAUUCAGGUUUAGUACUUAAGGAACGUUUUGAGUGGAUUAUCAUAGUAAUUUAUGCGUGUGAGUUUGUUAUGAGAGUGUUUUCAGUGAUAUCUAACUAUGGUAUAGUAUAUUUAUUUGACUUAUUUUAUUUGGCAGUUAAUAGAUAAUUUCAUAUGACUGUUCAGUAUCAAUGUUUUCUUUGAACUUUCAUUUAGACGAUAUCGAUAAGAUAAGCUUUUGCAAUAUACUAUAUAUCUUUUUUUUGAAGAUAAGGGGUUUAUUUCUAUUUGAUCAAUUUACUUUUCACUUUAUUCCCUGUCUGAUUCCUUAUUUCUUAUCGCCGAAUACAUUACGUAAUUCAACUGAAAUUGACAUGAUGAAAACAGUAAAUUGGUCACCUAUUGUAUUUGACGCCAUUAACAAGCUGGCGAGAAUGCAACUGCUUAAUAUUUGACUUUUUAAAAAGUCGAAACUUUGUUUCUCAAUUUUGUUGAAUUCCCAGGAUUUCUAAUUUCAGAGAUAAACUUGCUCUAUUUUUAAACAUUUAC
Bolinopsis microptera is the source of this 1850-nucleotide messenger RNA. RefSeq names its product 2-oxoglutarate and iron-dependent oxygenase domain-containing protein 3-like. NCBI's taxonomy places the organism in Eukaryota, Metazoa, Ctenophora, Tentaculata, Lobata, Bolinopsidae. The record is from RefSeq and is a predicted model, not a curated record. The transcript is spliced from 9 exons. Gene Ontology annotation, molecular function: oxidoreductase activity, acting on paired donors, with incorporation or reduction of molecular oxygen; iron ion binding; L-ascorbic acid binding. Bases 124 to 1074 code for a protein of 316 amino acids. Gene Ontology annotation, cellular component: membrane.